Microthlaspi erraticum is the source of this 2187-nucleotide messenger RNA. Lineage: Eukaryota; Viridiplantae; Streptophyta; Magnoliopsida; Brassicales; Brassicaceae. The record is from the annotation of a GenBank genome assembly.
AUGGAUAAAUCUAAUCCGAUCGAGCCAAAAUCGUUCACAAGUUUGAGACCCGGUAACACAUCAUCGCCAACACCGCUUCGAAUGGUCAGAUGCUUUGAUCUCAAUGCAGAACCACCAGUUACGCCUCCUUCUCCAAUGGUCUCAUCGCUUCAAAUUGUAACACCCUUUUCAGCAGUCAUUGAUCUCAAUGCUGAACCACCGACUACACCUCCAUCUACGAGACCACCUCCAGUUACACCAUCUACCGCAUCCGAUCAUGUAAUACCCAGCACAACAUCUCCUCUAGCUCAAAUGGUCACACCACUUCAACCCAUUGGAUCAUUUGACAUCCUCGACAACGAGUCUUGCCCUGGUGAUAUUGCUAGUACUCAUCCGAUCAAAAAAGGACGUGGUCGACCAAAAGGUUCGAAAAACUCGAAGAUGCCCGCGAAGAAGCCGAAAACAGUUGAGGUCUCCGGCAAUGAGAAAUGCGCUGCUGAUGCUGGUCUUAGUACUGCUCCGACCAAAAGAGGACCUGGUCGACCAAAGGGUUCGAAAAACUCUGCAAAGAAGCCGCAAAGUUAUGAUCCCAACAGAAAAAUGGUUAAAUCAUGUCUGAGUUUUGACUCGAAGAUAACUGAAGCAGAGAGAGAAACUGGAAACAAGGAGCUUGUUGAAUCCGUUUUGAUACGGUAUGAUGCAGUUAGACGUAGGUUGUGCCAGCUACAGUCCGCAAUCGUGCUUCAAACCGCACAAGCUAAUUGCAAAAAUCUUGGGGUGAUGACGAAUAGGAAAAGGAGAAUCGGUCCGGUUCCGGGGAUUCAGGUCGGUGAUAUAUUCUACAAUCGGAGUGAAAUUUCCUUAAUAGGGCUCCAAAUACAAAUGGUCGGCGGCAUCGACUAUUUUUCAGUUGAAGACGGCGCAGAUACACUAGGCGCUACAAGUGUAGUCACGUCAGGAAAUUUCGAAGAUAAAAUACUUGACCUACACACUUUGGAUUAUACCGGUUCAGGUGGGUUGGAUUCGAACGGUCGACAAGUGGCUGACCAGAAGCUUGAAAAAGGGAACCUUGCGUUGACAAAAAGCGUUGAAAAUGGGAAUGAAGUUAGAGUGAUAAGAGGUUUGAAAGUCCCGAGCGAUGAGAAGACGAAGAUCUAUAUGUACGAUGGACUAUACUCGGUGUCGAAAUGGUGGGAAAAAACGGAAAACGGUUUCAAGGUAUUUAAAUUCAGAUUGGAGAGGAAACAAGGCCAACCCUCUGGCUAUGCCAUCUCGAAAGAAGUUGAAAAAUGGAACAAGUUUGGUUUGGAUAGUUUUCUACUUGAAGAUCUUUCUUCUAGAAAAGAGGUUUUACCGGUAUCGCUCGUGAAUGAAGAAGAUGUGAACGACGAGAAGAGACCUGAACGUUUCGUGUACAUCACUCAUAUGUCUUGUUCGAGUCAGAUUCUUGAUCCGUCGACAGUUAAAGAUCCCCAAUCUAUCGGAUGCCACAGCUGUGAAGGUCGGUUAUGCUCUACUAAAAAUCCAAAGUGUGCAUGCAUUAAAAAAAAUGGCGGCUACUUACCGUACCACAACGGUCUUCUAGUAUGUCGUAAACCGAUGGUUUACGAGUGUGGCGAAUUAUGUUCUUGCCCUUUAGAUUGCCAAAACAGAGUGGUUCAGUCCGGUUUGAAAAUCUCUGUCCAAGUGUUUAAGACAAAGGAUUGUGGUUGGGGGUUACGUUCUUUGGAGCCGAUUCGAGCUGGGACUUUCAUCUGUGAAUUUGCUGGUUUAGUUAUGGCGAAAGAAGAAGUAGAAGAAGAAGAUGAAGAAUAUAUGUUUGAUAGCUCUCGGGAUUUUAACCGGUUCAGGUGGAACUACGAACCGGAGCUUGUUGGUGAGGAUUGUAGGGAACAAGUUUCUGAGGUUUUUAACCUUCCGUCGCCAAUCUUGAUCAGUGCAAGAAGGUAUGGAAAUGUUGGUCGGUUUAUGAACCAUAGCUGCUCGCCAAAUGUUAUGUGGCAACCUGUCGAGUGUGAAGAGAACGGUGAAUCGUAUGUUCGCAUUGGUUUUUUCGCAAUGAAGCACAUUCCACCAUUGACGGAGUUGAGGUAUGAUUAUGGAAUGUCUUGUGUAGCUGAGGAGGUUGGAGAAGAUGGAAGGAGGAUUUUCAAAGGUAAAAAACUCUGUCUUUGUGGUUCACUCAACUGUCGUGGCUCUUUUGGGUGA